Capronia epimyces CBS 606.96 is the source of this 1014-nucleotide messenger RNA. RefSeq lists its product as uncharacterized. Gene Ontology annotation, cellular component: mitochondrial inner membrane. NCBI's taxonomy places the organism in Eukaryota, Fungi, Ascomycota, Eurotiomycetes, Chaetothyriales, Herpotrichiellaceae. The transcript has 2 exons. The record is from RefSeq and is a predicted model, not a curated record. Gene Ontology annotation, molecular function: S-adenosyl-L-methionine transmembrane transporter activity. Bases 1 to 1014 code for a protein of 337 amino acids. Gene Ontology annotation, biological process: transmembrane transport.
AUGACCGAGCAAGAUGUAGCGCUGUCGGAAGCUCUACGAGCCCAGCCGCUCGUGGGUUCGUUAUGGUCCCGAUCGCUCAUUGCGGGCGCCAUUGCCGGACUGACGGUCGACUUCUCUCUGUACCCGCUCGACACAAUCAAGACACGCCUGCAGUCGAACCUACUCAAUAGUAACCAUGGGCGCCAAACUGCGAGUUUACUCCCGCGUCAUACCCUGCGCGGAACGCUGCGUAGCAUGUAUGCAGGCCUGCCGUCAGCAAUGCUGGGAUCGAUGCCCUCGGCGGCACUUUUCUUCCUGGUCUACGACGGCGUGAAACGGUCACUGGCGACGGACUCGAGUCAGACACCCUCUACCUUAUCCUCCUUCUCCUGGACGCGGACGUACGCGCACAUGAUCGCAUCAUCGCUGGGUGAGAUCGCCGCAUGCGCUAUUCGCGUGCCGACCGAGGUAGUAAAGCAACGGGCCCAAGCAGGCCUGUUUGGCGGUUCCUCGCUGCUCGCAUUCCAGGACAUCCUGGCGCUACGCAAGACAGACGGUGUCGCGACAAUGGUGCGCGAGCUAUACAGAGGUGGUGGAGUCACGAUUAUGCGCGAAAUCCCCUUCACGAUCGUCCAGUUCAGUCUGUGGGAAUACUUGAAGGCGUCCUAUUCAGCUAGACAGCAUCAAGACACGGGUCGUCCAGAGGGACUUGUCACAGCUACGGAGAGCGCAGUUUUCGGGAGCAUGGCGGGUGCGGUUGCCGCGGGGCUAACUACGCCGUUGGAUGUGCUGAAGACCAGAAUCAUGCUCGCGCGCAAAGAAACAAACCCCUCAAGCUCGGGCACCUCGUCGAUUACUUCUCCUCCUACAAGAGCAGGCCCUGUCAGGGUGGUGCAGGAGAUCUUGAAGAGUGAAGGACCAUCUGGCCUGUUCCGCGGAAUCGUGCCUCGGAUUGGAUGGAUCAGCACCGGCGGCGCCAUCUUUCUCGGGACGUACCAAUACGUUUGGAAUAUCCUGGCUUCGGAACAGUCUUGA